Cynocephalus volans (Philippine flying lemur) is the source of this 3124-nucleotide messenger RNA. RefSeq names its product ring finger protein 6 (gene RNF6). The record is from RefSeq and is a predicted model, not a curated record. NCBI's taxonomy places the organism in Eukaryota, Metazoa, Chordata, Mammalia, Dermoptera, Cynocephalidae. Gene Ontology annotation, molecular function: ubiquitin protein ligase activity. The transcript is spliced from 5 exons. Gene Ontology annotation, cellular component: nucleoplasm; cytoplasm. The coding region runs from base 1040 to 3040 and encodes 666 amino acids. Gene Ontology annotation, biological process: protein ubiquitination; positive regulation of DNA-templated transcription; ubiquitin-dependent protein catabolic process.
GGGACGCGGAACGCGGAACGCAGGCACCGUUCUCCCGCCGGACGCACUUUCCAGCGCACCGGCGAGCUCCCGGCGGGCGGUGCUGCGUCUCCCCUCCGCCGAGGGGGCGGCCUGGCCGACUGGCCGUCGACAAAGAAGGCCCGGAGCCUGCCGUUCCUCCUCCAUAGCUUCCCCUCCAGCGGCACGAGCCUAAGUGUAGCACGGCCGUCCGGCUUCUCUCCUCAGUGGAGAUUAGUGGGCGCCGCGGCCUCCGGAGGCGCAGCGGCAAGCCCGUCCCGCCUCGCAGCCACAGCCCCUGGCCUCCGAGAGGACCGCGGACCGCCGCCCGCCGCCCGCCGCCCGCCGCCCGCCGCCCGCCGCCGGUUCUUCUCCGGGCAGGAGGAGGACCACCCCGAUCCCGGCGAGGCGGGCUCUGGGUCCCACCACUACUUCCUGGAGACGCCGAGGAAAGCAGGCCCUCCUUGGGGCCACCCACCUCUUCUUGGAUUGGUUAACUGCUCUUAAUAAGCUCCUCGAGCUGGUGAUUGCGUCCGAUACACCGUCUGUCUCCUGCUUCCCUGUGGGAAUAUAGGUCGCUAAGGGAAGCGUUACUUAGGGCUUAGUUGGAAAGACUUCGGUUGGGUCCUUGAGCCCAGUUUGCUUAUUGUAGUGGCGACCGACCCUCGGCUCGAGCUUCCGUCGCAACGGCCAGGAAAGGAACUAGAAGCGGGACGGAGGGCGGGGCUGGCAACAAAGUGAAGGUUUAGAAGUAAACUAAACCGGAGACGCGUAACCCUGGCAACGUCCAGAUGGGAACAGGACAGAAAGGAAGGCCUUUGAGAGAGGAGGCGGACUCCCAGGAGCAGUGACAGUGUAGGGGGAAAGGCCUGUUCGUUCUAAGAGAAAAGGGCCUUGAGAGAGAUUUUUAUGACUUAAUUGUAUGGGGAUCUAAUUUCUAGAUGAGCAGCUCUCAAAAAUGACACAAACAAUUGAAGGACGGAUACCAUUGCAUAUAUUAAAACCAUGUUGAAAGGAAAAUAAGAAAGCCAGGAAUCUCAGUAUGAAUCAGUCUAGAUCUAGAUCAGAUGGUAGUGAAGAAACCUCAUCUCAAGGCCAUAAUCAUCAUGAAAAUGAGAGAAGAUGGCAGCAAGAGCGUCUUCACAGAGAAGAAGCCUAUUAUCAGUUUAUUAAUGAACUCAGUGAAGAAGAUUAUCGGCUAAUGAGAGACCAUAAUCUGUUAGGUACCCCUGGAGAAAUAACAUCAGAGGAACUACAACAGAGGCUAUAUGGAGUCAAGGAACAGCUAGCAUCUCAACCUGACUUGAGAAAUGUGACAAAUAACAUAGACUCAGAAGUUCCUAGAGAAAGUUCAAAUGGAGAUUCUCUGCUAGAAUGGUUGAACACCUUUCGUCACACAGGAAAUGCAACUCGAAGUGGACAAAAUGGAAACCAAACUUGGGGAGCUGCGAGUCGAACAAACCUAAACAGUGGAGAGUUUUGGUUUAGUCUGGAAAUCCACGUAAAUCAUGAGAAUAGACAAUAUGAAAUUCAUGGAGAAGGUUAUACGGGCAUUCCACUUUCAGGUAUUAGCAGAGAUCGUACUAGAAAUAGUCGACAAAGAUCAACUAGUCCUGUGGCUAGGCGAACAAGAAGCCAAACCUCAGUGAAUUUCAAUGGUAGGAGUUCUAACAUUCCAAGGACUACGCUUGGUUCAAGAGGGCAGAAUUCAGUCGAAGGAUCUUUCUCAACACUGGGAAGGUUAAGAAAUCGAAUUGAAGGUGCAGUUGGCAUUCCUAGAACUAGUGAUCCACGUGCUAAUUUCGGUAGUAGUCACACAAACCAGUCAGGUAGUAGUGAACUCAGGCAAAGGGAGGGGCAGCGAUUUGGAGCAGCACAUGUUUGGGAAAACGGGUCUAGAACUAAUGUUACUGUGAGGAAUACAAACCAAAGAUUAGAGCCAAUAAGAUUACAGUCAACUCUGAGUAGUCGAAAUCAUUCACCAAUUCAGAGACAGAGUGGCACCUUUUAUCAUCAUGCUCAAAGAGAAAGUAGACCUUUACAGCAAACCAUUAGAAGGUCUGGGAGGAGGAGAGGUAUAACUCAUGUCUUUGUAGAGCAAGAUAGAGAACGCAGAAGUAUUGCAUAUACUCCAUUCUCCAAUUCAAGACUUGUGUCAAGAAUAACAGUCGAAGAAGGAGAAGAAGCCAGCAGAUCCUCAACUGCUGUACAACAUCACCCAACACUCAUACUGGACUUUCAAUUGAGGAUUCAUCCUGGAGAAGAUAGAGAUCGGGACAGUAUUGCAAAUAGAACUCGAUCUAGAGUAGGGCUAGCAGGAAAUACAAUCACUAAUGAAAGCAAUAGUGGGAGCUUUCACCAAAAUAUUUCUCAUUUAGAGCGAUCAGGUAUUCAAACCUAUGUUAGCACCAUAACAAUUCCUCUUCAUAGGGUUUCUGAGAAUGAGCUUGUUGAGCCACCAUCCGUGAUUCUUCAGUCAAUCUUAAGGCAGAUUACAACCAGCUUUGGAGAAUUGAGUUCUCCAAUGGAAGCCGAAUCCGAGUCAGAGAUUCAGAGAAAUGGUCAGCAUUUACCAGUUAAUGACAGCAGCCAGCACAGUGAAGGUUUCUCUCAAGACAGGCAGGCCCAAGAAGACAGCACUGAAAUGAGUGAUGAAAAUGAGACUACCCAGCUUCAUACCCAAAAUAGAGGCGGCAGGCAGUUGCGACAUUCAAACAAUUUAGUUGAAACUGGACCACUACCUAUUCUUCGCCUUGCUCACUUCUUUUUACUAAAUGAAGGUGAUGAUGGUCAAAUACAUGGUUUAACCAAAGAGCAGAUUGACAGUCUUUCUACCCGGAACUAUGAGCAUAACAGUACUGAUAGUGAACUAGGUAAAGUUUGUAGUGUUUGUAUUAGUGACUAUGUAGCUGGAAACAAGCUCAGGCAAUUACCUUGCAUGCACGAAUUUCACAUUCACUGUAUUGACCGAUGGCUCUCAGAGAAUUGCACUUGUCCUGUCUGUCGACAGCCUGUUUUGGGAUCCAGUAUAGCAAAUGGGUGAAGUGAUGGGAUCUAUUCAAAUAUUGUAUUUUAAUAGAGCUGAUAUUCAAGCAUUGUUUUGUUGAGUUAUUUGUGAUGAGCUAAC